AUAUGAGGAAGCCUUUGAAUGGACUAGAUCCUGGAAUCAGACUGCAGGGCUUCCACUGUGAUUAGACUGGGGAGCAACAUGCUAACGAAUCGGUGAACCAUCACGGCCUGGGGGGAUUCCAGACGCCUCCACUCUGCCUGACAUCCGGCACCAAACACCAUGGAACUCAUAAUACCCAUAAGAAGUCAAGACAUGAUGGCUUCGUCCAGCUCUGCUCCUCUUCUGGGCCCUCAUAGCAGCUGCACCAGGCACCACUACCAGAGAGUCAAGAGAAAGCUGCGGCCCGGACGAAUACUGGGGUUCAUCAUAAGCCUGGUAAUAGUUUGUACAGUCUGUUCAUGGAGUGCCUUGUCACUGGCCACGAUGGUGGCCACUGAGCUGGAAUCCAUAAGUGAAGGCUCAGCAGAAGCAGCAGUGCCCCAAAGAACUCUUCUGCAGAACCACAACCUCUCAGUCGCAGCAGAGGACACACCUUUGGCCAUGGCAUCAUCUGAAAUAGAGAUGAAUCAUGGGGACUACCCAACGGACUACUUCAGCGUGGAGGAGAGACGUCAGGGCUAUGUGCUGCUUCAUAUGUUUGGCAUGCUGUACAUGUUCAUAGCCUUAGCCAUCGUCUGCGAUGAGUUCUUUGUCCCUGCGCUCACUGUCAUCACAGAAAAACUGGAGAUCUCUGAUGAUGUAGCUGGAGCCACCUUCAUGGCAGCAGGUGGCUCAGCCCCAGAGCUCUUCACCUCCGUCAUAGGAGUCUUCAUCUCCCAUAGUAAUGUGGGUAUCGGUACCAUUGUGGGCUCUGCCGUCUUCAACAUCCUGUUUGUGAUCGGGAUGUGCGCCCUGUUCUCCAGAGAGGUGCUGCACCUCACCUGGUGGCCUCUUUUCAGAGACGUCACGUUCUAUAUCUUUGGUUUGCUCAUGCUCAUUUAUUUCUUUCUGGAUAAUCAAAUCACAGUGGUGGAAAGUCUCAGCCUGCUGACGUGCUACACCUGCUAUGUGACAUUCAUGAAGUUCAACGCCAAAAUGGAAUUUUUCAUCAAGAGCAUGCUGAGCAAAAACCAGGUGGAUGAGCUGGAGACUACACCAAAGGUAAAUGCACCUGGAAAUGAUGAGCACAAGCUAACUGCCAAACCCAGGCUGCAGAGAGAAGGCAGCUGUGCUUCUCUACACAACUCACUGAUGAGAAACAGCAUCUUCCAGCUCAUGAUACACACACUGGACCCCCUCAGUGAUGAAGGACGUUUCAAAGAGAAGGCGUCAAUCCUUCACAAAAUGGCCAAGCACAAGUGUAAAGAAGAUGGUGUCAGUGCCAACGGUGUAGCUGAUAAAAACAUCCGCAACAAUACAAAAGUUGCAGUGGAAGUCACACCUCCCAUGAACGGUGUAGCAGGAGGAGGCGAGAGUGGUGAAGAAGAGGAGGAUGAAGACCAGCCUCUGAGCCUGGACUGGCCUGACACCAACAGGAAACGGCUCACCUACCUCUUCAUUCUGCCCAUUGUCCUUCCACUGUGGGUCACACUGCCCGACGUCAGGAGACAGACCUCAUCAAAGUUCUUCCCCAUCACUUUUCUUGGCUCCAUCUGUUGGAUCGCUUUCUUUUCCUACCUGAUGGUGUGGUGGGCUCAUCAGGUUGGAGAAACUUUCUGGAUCACAGAGGAGAUCAUGGGUCUCACUAUACUAGCAGCUGGCACUUCAAUCCCCGACCUGAUCACCAGUGUGAUUGUAGCACGAAAGGGCCUUGGCGACAUGGCUGUGUCCAGUUCUGUGGGCUCCAACAUCUUUGAUAUCACUGUGGGCCUGCCGUUCCCCUGGCUCCUCUAUAACAUUAUCAAUGACUUCAAGUCAGUAGAAGUGAGCAGCAACGGCCUGUUCUGCACCAUCGUCCUCCUCUUCCUAAUGCUCCUUUUUGUUACCAUUUCCAUUGCAGCUUGCAAGUGGAAAAUGAGCAAGUUUCUAGGCUUUUUCAUGUUCCUGCUUUACUUUGUCUUCCUCGUCGUCAGCGUCAUGCUAGAAGACAAAAUCAUCACCUGCCCUGUGACUGUCUGACAGAGCGCCAUUUCUACUGAUUGUCAGAAAGCACGAAUGGACUCAUGAUUUACUAGAGGAGUGCAAAAACACGCUCAGGCAGACACAGAGUAGCUCUCAUAUGUCUCACACAUACACAUCGUAGGAGACUGUGUACACACAGACACAAGUACCCACACACUCAGUCACAAGCUGGGCCUACAAAUGAAGGCUAUUAGAUGUGCAGAGUGGUGCAUCAUAGUCUGGCAGCAGUGGUCUUUUUGUACCAUGUAACUACAUUUAGUAGCUGCUAAUGGUUGAAACCAGCUGAAAGGACGGACAACUUACGUGAACAUCAGCGGGGAUGGAAAUUUCAAUUUAAAAUUCAUCAAGAAUAUUGUUUUCUUUUUAACCAAAGGACUGUGCAGCAAGCGGCCAUGUUAAUAAACUGAAUAUGGGCACUGAAAGAGACUUUAUUUUUUGCUUAAGAGGGCAGCAAAGCACUAGAGAGAUCUCAUGCAUCAUGGAAAAUCACAUCCGUGAAGUAGCUGUUUCAUAGACCUUUAGAUUGGAACUGGCCAUUCCACCCCCACUUUGCAAUGUCUUCAAAAGAGAAAUAUAUAGUGUGUUUUUCAAAUACAGUACAUGGCAUUACCAGUCACAUUUGGCAGAAAUUGUUACUUUAUUUCCCAUUUUUGAAUAUCUAUAUUAUUAUACAUUAAAUGGAUAACAUGACACAGAUCACCUGUUCU
Monopterus albus (swamp eel) is the source of this 2747-nucleotide messenger RNA. RefSeq names its product solute carrier family 24 member 2 (gene slc24a2b). The transcript has 9 exons. Gene Ontology annotation, cellular component: plasma membrane. The coding region runs from base 160 to 2037 and encodes 625 amino acids. The record is from RefSeq and is a predicted model, not a curated record. NCBI's taxonomy places the organism in Eukaryota, Metazoa, Chordata, Actinopteri, Synbranchiformes, Synbranchidae. Gene Ontology annotation, biological process: calcium ion transmembrane transport; long-term synaptic depression; long-term synaptic potentiation. Gene Ontology annotation, molecular function: calcium channel activity; calcium, potassium:sodium antiporter activity.